GACACAACAUAAACAGAAACCAUAACCUCCUACAAAUUAUAAUUAAUUCAAAUCUUGUGUUUAAAAGUUCUUGUCUGUACGUAAAUCUACGUUUAAAUAUUUUUUUAAACUAUCAGUUAAUUAAAAGUGGUCAACGUUCUUUAAAACAGGCCUGAUUUACAAUUACGUCCUGAUGGCAACACUAUUGUAAUUUCUACUUAAUUGACGCAGUAUAUAAACCUUCUUUUUGUAAAUUAUGGCAGAAAAACAGAAAAUAUUGAUCUGUGGAGAUGUUGAGGGCAGAUUUAUAACUCUCUUCAACAGAGUUGAAGCAAUAAACAAAAAAUCGGGUCCCUUUGACUUGCUGCUUUGUGUGGGGAAUUUUUUCGGCGUUAACAAUAAAGAAUUCGACACCUACAAGUUUGGCAUAAAAAAAGUCGAAGUACCGACUUACGUAUUGGGCCCUAAUAAGGAAGAGCACGUUAAGUUUUAUCCGGAAGACGGUUCCGAGCUAUGCCCUAAUGUACAUUACUUAGGGAAGCGUGGAGUGUAUACGAAUAGUACUGGGAUAAAGGUGGCUUACAUGAGUGGAAUUUCAUCGGAUGGGCAGGUGGGCGGUAACGAGUACACGUACACUUUGGAGGACGCAGUGUUCUUAAAAAACCUGUGCAAACGGGGGAGUUCUAGAGGAGUCGAUAUUUUAGUUACAUCACAGUGGCCCAAUGAAGUUAUGAGAUAUGAUUCUACUAAUAAGAUAAAAGUGGGUUUAAAUAUGCACACAAACGUAGCAGCGUGGCUAGCACUGCAAUUAAAACCACGUUACCACCUAAGUGGCUUGGAAGGACAAUUUUAUGAGCGUGCGCCAUUUCGGAAUCCGGUUGGUAACGACUCCUCGCUAGAAAUUGCGACUCGAUUUUUGGGAUUGGCGAGAGUCGGAAACGCGAAUAAAGAGAAAUGGAUUUACGCUGUGAGUUUGACACCUAUAGAUAAAAUGUCCAUUAAAGAUUUAAUGCAAAGGACGACCGAUGAAACACAGUGCCCCUUCAAUUUGGUAGAAUUGGAAAAUAUAUUGUUUAAAAAUAAAAGGAAACCAGAAGAAAACAUACAGUAUUUCUACGACACUAACUCACCAGAACCAGAACAGGUGAAACAUAAAAAACGCCAAAAAAUUGAAUUUGAUCAAAGUAAGUGCUGGUUUUGUUUGGCAAGUCCAUCAGUGGAAAAGCACUUGGUGGUAGCAGUUGGAAAUUCGGUGUAUUUAGCGGUGGCAAAAGGUGGCUUGGUAGAUCAACAUCUUUUGAUUUGUCCAGUUGAACAUCAUCAGUCUUCAAUUGCAUUGCCGGAUUCGGUAGUGGUAGAGGUAGACAAGUUCAAAGAUGCCUUAAGAAGUAUGUACAUAUUAAAACAGAUGGAACCUGUAUUUUUUGAAAGGAAUUACAAAACGUCUCAUAUGCAGAUUCAAGCUGUACCCAUUCCCUUGGCUGCUCAGAAAGAAUUGAAGGACAUUUUUCGGGAUGAAGCGGAAGGUCAUGGAUUCGUUUUGGAGGAACUGGAAUCCCAUAAUCGUUUAGAUCAAGUGUUAGCAAAAGGGGUACCAUAUUUUUGUGUGGAAUUGCCAAACAAAACAAUUUUGUACACCAAAAUACAGUCGUCGAUGAAUUUUCCAAUCAAUUUUGGGAGGCAGGUGCUAGCGUCAGGUCCGAUAUUAAAUUUGCCAGAUAAGAUAGACUGGAAAGAGUGCGUUGUGAAGAAGGAAAUUGAAGAAAAACUUGUCGCCAGCUUGCGGAAAGCAUUUAAACCGUUCGAUUUUACCGAAUAAGAACACUCGGGUUUGUUAACACAACAUUUUUAUUAUAUUUGUUUACAUUUGACAAUUGUACAAUAAAAAGGUGUAUCCAAAAAUGACAGUUCUUUGAAUUUUGUGUGGG
Photinus pyralis (common eastern firefly) is the source of this 1907-nucleotide messenger RNA. Its product is annotated as CWF19-like protein 1. The record is from RefSeq and is a predicted model, not a curated record. Gene Ontology annotation, biological process: mRNA splicing, via spliceosome. Gene Ontology annotation, cellular component: post-mRNA release spliceosomal complex. The transcript is spliced from 8 exons. Gene Ontology annotation, molecular function: RNA lariat debranching enzyme activator activity. Bases 236 to 1798 code for a protein of 520 amino acids. NCBI's taxonomy places the organism in Eukaryota, Metazoa, Arthropoda, Insecta, Coleoptera, Lampyridae.